AUGGGCCGUGCGUCCAAGGAUAAGCGGGAUAUCUAUUACCGCAAGGCCAAAGAGGAAGGCUACCGCGCCCGGAGCGCCUACAAGCUCCUCCAGAUCCACGAGGAGUUCAAUAUCUUAGAUCCGAGGCGAAUUCGCACCGGUGUGGUGGAUUUGUGCGCGGCGCCCGGGAGCUGGUCGCAGGUGCUUGCCGCGAAACUUCACUCGGACGAGGCGGUGGAUGGGGAAAAGCGAUCGCGGCGAGAGGAUGAGGCUGACAUCGACUCGAGGGAGGGGGUGGGGGGUGGGGAAGAUGCCACCUCCUCCAACCACAACCGCUGCCAUCGUCGUCAUCCGGUGAUCAUCGCGGUGGAUCUUCAGGAGAUGGCGCCGAUUGAGGGGGUUUGCAUUCUGCAGGGCGAUAUCACCAGCGCGGUGACCGCGCGCGAGAUUAUUCGUCUGCUGAACGAACACCACACCUCCUCCUCAGCGGAAGAAGAAGAGGGGGAGGAAAGGAAGGGUGAGAAAAAGCAGAAAGAGGGGAUGCUGCAGAGGAGGGCAGAGCUUGUGGUGUGUGAUGGCGCGCCCGACGUUACCGGGAUGCACGAGCUCGACGAGUACCUCCAACACCACCUCCUCCUCGCCGCGUUGAACCUCGCGACGUUCGUCCUUUGCCUGGGCGGCUGCACCGUCUCGAAGAUCUUUCGCGGCCCCAACACGGGUUUUUUGAUCGCGAAGUGCGAGAUGUUCUUCCGCGAGGUCCGCGUGGUGAAGCCGAAGUCCUCGCGGAACGCCUCGAUGGAGGGGUUUUUGGUUUGCCAGGGCUUUUUCAUGCCGGAAGGUUACGUUCCACGAUUCCUCACCGGGGGGGGAGCGCCGACGCCGAGUGUUGAUCCCGCGAAAGGCGAGGCGGAUCGUGGGGGUUACCCUGGCGACGUCUUCACGGAGGCUUCAGGGGCGUUGCACGCGCCCGAUUACGCCUACGCGGCGGCAUUGGGCGACCCUUCAGCCUUUGAAAAGGGGGAGGAGACCCAGCAGCAGCAGAUCGCCCUUCCCGGAGGAGGAGGAGCGACCACGCGGGUGAUCCUUCCCUUUCUCUCGUGUGGGGACCUCUCGGGUUAUGACGCUGACAUGUGUUACGACCUGGAGGAGGGGGGGGAGGUUCUUUCUCCAGUUCAACCGCCGCUAAUGGCUCCUUACUUAUCCACAACAGCACCCUAG
Phytomonas sp. EM1 is the source of this 1197-nucleotide messenger RNA. The record is from the annotation of a GenBank genome assembly. NCBI's taxonomy places the organism in Eukaryota, Euglenozoa, Kinetoplastea, Trypanosomatida, Trypanosomatidae.